Messenger RNA from Aspergillus wentii DTO 134E9, 2526 nucleotides. RefSeq lists its product as uncharacterized. The coding region runs from base 5 to 2353 and encodes 782 amino acids. The transcript has 6 exons. The record is from RefSeq and is a predicted model, not a curated record. NCBI's taxonomy places the organism in Eukaryota, Fungi, Ascomycota, Eurotiomycetes, Eurotiales, Aspergillaceae. Gene Ontology annotation, biological process: regulation of DNA-templated transcription; DNA-templated transcription. Gene Ontology annotation, molecular function: DNA-binding transcription factor activity, RNA polymerase II-specific; DNA binding; zinc ion binding.
CAAAAUGCCACCGAAGCAGAAAAGUCUUAGAGCAUUGCGAAAGCAUGUGACUACGGCCUGCACACAUUGUCGGAACAAUAAGGUAAAGUGCGACGGGGCGACUCCGACAUGUAGUAAUUGUCACAGUAAAGGGAGGCCGUGUCAUUACAAACAGAGAGAGGACAAACGGAAAGUUCCGGUCCGCGUGGCUGUUGGGCUGCUCGCACAGAGAGUCGACAGUCUGGCCCAAUACAUCAGAAACGCUGGCCUGCCGGUUCCGAAGCAGGAUGAACACAGCCACCGAGUUCUAAAGGGUGUCUUGGAGGCUCUAGAGCUCAAAUGCGAUGACUUGGCUGUUGAAAAUAUACAGGCUUUGAGCGGGGUCGAACCGGCUUCGUUGGCCAACCCUGUGGAAAACGAGCUGUGCACGCGUCCGCAUGCCGAUUCGACUGCCCUGCGUGAUGGAAAUGGUACUGCGGCAUCGCGGCGUACCGCUGAGGCGUCUGCGUUCUUGACUCCAGGCAGUGAGACAGUCGGAACUACAUCCCACGAGAUAAUAUCCCGGCUUGUCGAGGGUCAGCCGUCCGCAACUGCGGUGACAAGCGGUGGAGCAGGCCAGAACGAGCAGGUUGGAUCGGACCCUGAAAGCGAUGAUGAAGUCACGGAUCAGUUUUCCUGUCGACUAGGACGGCUACAGCUGACCAAUGAUGGUCAGCUACGCUAUUUCGGGUCAUUGUCGAAUCUAACACUGUUGGAUGCGCUCGUGGGCGCCGCGCCACGGUUAAGCGUCCACAAGGACACACCAAUGCUCUUAGAAAACGCCAAUCUCAAUAGAGAGCCAGAUGAGGCUUUUGAAGAACACCUGCUGGAAUUAUUCUUUUCCUGGCAAGAUCCCUCUAUGCAUGUCAUUCACCCUGAUACUUUCUGGAGGUCUCGAGCACAGAGCAAACACGAAGGGCAGGCCAACCAAUACUAUUCCCAGCCUCUCUCAGAUGCCAUGUGUGCUUUGGGUGCUGCAUAUGAGUCCAAGUACCAUCCUCAGUUUGUGGUGUUUCCACGCUCCCUGGCCCAGUAUUUCGGUGAUCGAGCGAGAUUGUUGCUGGAGCUAGAGCUUGACUGUCCUUCCAUUACAACAGUUCAAACGCUGGUCCUCCUCAGUCAUCACGAGGCAGCUUGCACGGAGGAUACCCGUGGCUGGCUUUAUAGUGGAAUGGCUAUGCGGCUAAGUCUAGACCUCGGGCUACAUCUUGAGAUGGGCCCUUACAUAGAAAAGGGGACAAUUUCCCACCAGGAUGCUGAGGUCCGGCGGAUGAUAUUCUGGGGUGUGUACUUGAAUGAACAGUUCUGGGGAUUCUACUUGGGACGAUCUCCUCAAAGUCGGAUGGAUGCUGUGACCGUCCAACCCCCACCUUGGCCAGACCCUCUGCCCCCUAUCAAAUGGAAACCGUAUCCAAAUAUCUCCUCAGUCACACAAUCCUCGGUUCCAUCCAGUUUGCUGUGUCGACAAUGGAUAAAACUCUAUGAGAUCAUGAUUCCUCUUACUGAUAUUCUAUACGGCUGUUCUGAAAUAUCCAAGCAUGCCUUACAGGAGCUGACCGCGACAACAGUAGACAGGUUGCGAUCAUGGAAGGUUGAUCUGCCUCUGGAACUGGGCAUCGACAAAGCUUACGGCUUUCAACCGCCUUUACCCCAUAUUCUGGUACUACAUAUGCAAUACCAUCAGUUUAUGAUUCAUUGCCAUCGCCCAUAUAUCUCAAAACGAUAUAUCCAGCCUCACCCCCCUCGGGGCCCUGGGUCGAACCAUGCCCGAAGGAUGUGCGUGGAAUCCGCCAUUGCCAUUGUUGAGAUCCUGGGAUUGUACGAAAGGGCAUAUGGCUUCGGACGUGCUAGUGUAUCCAUCAUUUACUAUGUCUUUUCCGCCACUCUCAUCUUAACUUUCACCACUGUUCCUAGUCGAUAUGUGUCCCAUGAGCAAUUGCUCACAAACUAUUUGGGCACGUGCUUCCGCGCGCUGGAGGAUAUGAGCACCUGCUUUGAGAAUGCCAAACGGACAAGCACCUUCUUGAGGGCAAUACAGGAACAGUGGCAUACCCAACGUCAGAGCUGGAAGACUCGAGGAAAGAAACGAAAAUUUGGACGUCCGUGCCAUGAGACAGACACCUCUCGCUCCCUGGAUGUUAAUGCAGGCCCACCCCUUUCCGCCUCGGACGAUCUUCCAUCGGUCAUGGAUGAAUAUGGGCCUAGUUUAGAUCUAGGCGUGGAUGGUCUCAUGGCUGCGUGCUCACCAUUUGAUGCGUCUUCCAAUAUCCAUUCUAUGGAUCAUAAUCUGUGCAGCGUUCUAUUUAGUGAGGGUAUUCCUGACACUUUUAUAUGAGUGAACCCCACUCCAGGAUGCAUGUUCUUACGUGGGAAGGGAAAAGCAGGCUGGAUGUGAUACAUUUGACCUGGUGCCAUGGCAAAUACUAGGAAUUAUGGAGGCGGACUCCUAGCAGACAUGAGUAUACUUGACUGAUCAUUAGCUAUCAAAUGUUGGAUUUUGGUUCGGCC